AUGGAUAAUUCUGAUGAUGUCGGUGUUGCAUUGGUUGAUGAAGAAGAGGAUUUGUUGGAGUACGACAAUUCUAUGAGUAGUAGUGGCGAACAAGAGGGUUCAGAUCGAGAAGAAGCUGGGAAUGGGAAUGCCAAUGGUAGUGAAGAUAAAGUACAUGUAGUUUCAGAUAAUGAAAUACGCCAGGCUGCAGAGCAGCUUUUACAGCAUAAACUACCACAAGUUUUCAUUGAGUACAACGGUCAUGGAUUCCUAUUAUUCGAUUGUGAGGAGAAAGACCAGUUGCAAUUCAAUCUACCGGUAAUUUGUGAAGAUACCAAGGGUUUUGUACAUGGAUGCAAUGAAUUGUUUAACUUGAUUCGUAGAUUUUUGGAAGAUUACCACGGCAAACUGUCGUUUGUCUCAAAGGAACUCAUAUUAGAACUUCCGUGUUUGGAUUUAACCCUUUGCGAAGACAACGUCUAUAAUAGUCAGAUAACUUUCAGCGAUAUUACUACAAUUUUUGACAUUCUAAGGCAAAGAUCACUGGAGAAUUUAGAGACUGAUGUUCCCGAGUGCAUUAGAGGUACCGUUAGUACGAGGCCUCGUUUUGUUUCUAGAUACAAUACGCUCGUUGAAUUAACACAGAGUAGUGCGACUUUAAAAAACAUUAAACCUUUCCAAAAUGAUGAAACCCAUCCGUUAGUACUUGAUGAUAAUGGCCUACCCUCAACACAUGGACAAACCAAGGAAGUAGUAGUUAUGAAUUUAGAAGAAGACGAAGAUAAUGCUGAUAGGGAAAUGGACGAUAAACAAGAUAGAAGUGAUUCUGAAGAAUUAUUAGAAAUUGUUGAUAACGAAGAAGAAGGGUGA
This is a messenger RNA of Zygosaccharomyces rouxii, 849 nucleotides long. RefSeq names its product Rmr1p (gene RMR1). The transcript has a single exon. Lineage: Eukaryota; Fungi; Ascomycota; Saccharomycetes; Saccharomycetales; Saccharomycetaceae. The record is from RefSeq and is a predicted model, not a curated record. Bases 1 to 849 code for a protein of 282 amino acids.